CUGAAAAUCUUGUGUUUUCUUCUCUGAGUUUGAUUUAUGUUGGUCAGUGAAAUUAAUCUAAUAUGUGAUUAACAUGCUGCAAAACACAAGGACCUCGUCCUGAACACAAGGAUCAGCUGCAAUGUCGAUCUUUAUUCCAGAAGAUAUCAUCAUCAACAUCCUAACAAGGUUAUCAGUAAAAUAUCUUUCAAGAUUCAGGUGUGUAUGCAAAUCUUGGUACAAUCUUAUCAAAAACCCUCAUUUUGCUAAUCUUCAACUUAAUCAUUCUAUGAAAUAUGGUGGUGAUCAUGGUAUCAUAUAUUAUAAUUGUGAAUCUUAUGAUGAAAAGAUUUGUUUUUGUGUUGAUUACGACUCAUCAUCUUCAUCAUUAAGUAAUUCGGUUGUUCAAAUUGAUUAUCCAUCAGAACAUGGAAUGGUAGAUAUUAUAGGUUCUUGCAAUGGCUUGAUUUGUUAUAGAUCAUAUGAGAAAGACCUUAUCCUUUGGAAUCCGUAUACUAAAGACUACAAGAAAAUAUCACCACCACCAACAGAAGCGGAUUUAAUCCGAGGUUCAUUUAACUUUUAUUUCUAUUGUAAAUAUGGGUUCGGUUACGAUUCCAAAACAGAUGAUUAUAAGUUUGCACGGAUGGCGAAAUGUCAAGGGAGUUCUAUUGAAAUCAGUGUCUACUCUUUAAAAUUAAAUUUAUGGAAGACGUAUCGGGACAUACCAUUUAUAUUCCCGUUUCAUGAUGAUCUAGUGUUUUUUGAAGGAAGUUUUCACUGGGUGCAAUUUCCCGCUUGGGAUUCUGAUCUUCCUAUAAUGAUUGCGUCUUUCGAAAUUGGUACUGAGACAUUCAAAGACAUUCCGCUACCACAACAUUUUUCAAACAAGUUCAACAAGAUAUAUGUUCGUCUUUUGAGAGGUUGUCUUUGUCUAAUUGGUGGUCGGUACAAGAUGGCAUUUAGUGAGGUAUGGAUGAUGAAAGAUUAUGGUGUACACGAGUCCUGGACAAAAAUGUUCACUAUCCCUGAACCAAGUGGCGGUGACCUUGUUAGCUUUGGGUGUUUGAAUCUGAAGCAUUCCUUCAGGAAUAAUGUGACUUUAGUACAGGUAGAUAGGACUCGCUCUUACUUAUAUGAUCUUCAACAUAAGAAGUUUAGAAAACUUGAGAUUAACGACCAUACAGUGUUCCACACAUGGGCUUUUUCGGGAAGUUUGGUUUCACCUAAUAAUUUGGGUACUUGGAUACAGUAGGUCACGACAAGCAGCUUAAUAAGGUUUUACAGGUAUAGGUAUUUACAUUUUAAAUGCGAUGAAAGUUUAGUCUCUGUGGCUUUCACGCCUCUGUGUGGUUUUGACAUUGUAAUAAAAAUCAAACAUGCUUGCUUGACGUAGCUCAAUAGGUGAAUGCGCGUAAAUUCAAUGCACUCGUAUCGUGCAUAUUUGUAAACUAAAGAAAGGUUUGCAUGCAUGUUAUCUUGUUCUUAUGUUGUUAAAGAUCGUAAGAAGCCUUAUUUUUCGAAUGCUUGA
Papaver somniferum (opium poppy) is the source of this 1510-nucleotide messenger RNA. Its product is annotated as F-box protein CPR1-like. Bases 122 to 1234 code for a protein of 370 amino acids. The record is from RefSeq and is a predicted model, not a curated record. Lineage: Eukaryota; Viridiplantae; Streptophyta; Magnoliopsida; Ranunculales; Papaveraceae. Gene Ontology annotation, molecular function: protein binding. The transcript has 2 exons.